Messenger RNA from Canariomyces notabilis, 950 nucleotides. RefSeq names its product Ham1-like protein. The coding region runs from base 156 to 734 and encodes 192 amino acids. The transcript has 5 exons. NCBI's taxonomy places the organism in Eukaryota, Fungi, Ascomycota, Sordariomycetes, Sordariales, Chaetomiaceae. Gene Ontology annotation, cellular component: cytoplasm. Gene Ontology annotation, molecular function: nucleoside triphosphate diphosphatase activity. The record is from RefSeq and is a predicted model, not a curated record. Gene Ontology annotation, biological process: nucleoside triphosphate catabolic process.
GCCCAAGGUACCCCACUGUGGGUUACAUUACAGGGCAGACAACACCUGAGCUAAUCUGCCUGGAAGCCCAUCAUUUGAGAGCUUCAACGAUCACCCACCUGCAGUAACCAUCUUCCAUUCCACACCAAAGCGAAAGACCUGACAAAGCCAUCAAGAUGACGACCCCAACCGCGGCCCGGCACAUUGUCAACUUUAUCACCGGCAAUGCAAACAAGCUGGGAGAGGUCAAAGCCAUCCUAGAGCCUGCUAUCCAGGUCGAAAGCCAGACGCUCGACCUGAUCGAGAUUCAGGGCGCUUCCCUAGAAGAGGUGACCCUCGACAAGUGCCGCCGGGCAGCCGAUCUGAUCCAGGGUCCCGUUUUGGUAGAAGACACCUGCCUCUGCUUCAACGCGCUGAACGGACUGCCGGGGCCGUACAUCAAAUGGUUCCUGACCUCCAUCGGCCACGAAGGCCUCAACAACCUCCUGGCCGCCUACCCUGACAAGUCGGCCAAGGCCGUCUGCACAUUCGCCUACUCGCCCGGUCCGGGCCAUGAGCCUAUUCUGUUUCAGGGGAUUACAGAGGGCAAGAUUGUGCCCGCUAGGGGGCCGUCGAAUUUUGGUUGGGAUCCGAUAUUUGAGUAUGAGGGUAAGACCUAUGCCGAAAUGAGCAAGUCAGAAAAGAACCAGAUUUCGCAUCGCGGCCGGGCGCUGGCAAAGCUCCAGGCGUGGUUCGCCAAGGAGAUGACUUCGUGAUCAAGGGUCGGCCAGUGUUGCACGCAGGGCAUUGAAUCAGUCAAAAUGAAAGGUAGCGACUUCACAUGUUCCUUUGCCUUGUGACUUUCUCAUAUUCAUCGGUAGGUGGUGUAGCUUGUGUGUGCGGUAACCCGCUACCCUACCUAAAUUUAGCCCCUGAACGAGAUCUUCAUGAAGCAUUGUUCUCCUUCCACUGUUUUAACCACUGUUCAAUCC